AUGUAAAAUCCUAGUAUCCUGAAUUUGCAAUAAGUGAAAUAGUUUUAAGUUAGAAGACCAUAAAUAACAAAAGGUUCUCCUUUAUUAAAAGGAAACUAGGUUUAGAUAGCAGGUAAAGUGUUGAUAAUUAAAAUAAGCAAACAAUCGUAAUUAAAGCUUAUUAAGUGAUUAACCUUAACAUUUAAAAAUAAAACAAUAAGAAGAAUAAGAACUGUAAUGAUAAAUAACUAUUUAAUUAGAAGUAUACAUAAUCAAUUUGAGAGGAGAAUACAAAAGCAAAACUAAUUUGAUAUAAAAUAAUAAGUAAUAGGUUAUAAAGUACUUUAUAGGAUAAUAUAUUCUAAUUGAAAUUAAAUAAUGAUCAUCAAUUGAAUUAAUUAAAUAUGUAAUUAAUUAAGAAGAAUAAAAUUCUUAGCACUAGACUUCAAUAAUAAUAUAAAGUAUUUAAAUAAUUGCAAAAAGAUAAAUGAAUUAAAUAUGGAGUAGAUAAAUAAAUUACAGGAAACUAAUUAAGCUUAUGAAUUGUAAAUACAUCAAUUGGAAGAGAAAAUAAAAAAACAGAAGUCAAAAAAGAAAUAAUUAAAAGAACAGAUUGAUUAACUCUAAUAAGAAUUGGAUGAAAUGUAAGAGAAAUAUCAAAAUCAUUCUAAUUAAGAUAUGAAUUAAGAGGUAAGCAUUUAUAAUAGUUAAGGGUGAAUAAUAAUAAUAACAAAAUCAUAUUCCUCUAACAAGAUAGCAAUUGUAUUAAUUAAUGCAAUACUUAUACUAAGGAGACUAGUAAUAAAUGGAAAACUUUCAUGAAUACUAAGAUUAAGAAAUAGAUCCAGAUGCUAUGACUUAUGAAUAACUUUUAGAAUUGGAAGAAUAAAUUGGGUAGAAUUACUGAUUAAAUUAGUAAUGUACCAAAAGGAUUAACCAAAUAAUAAAUUAAGUAAUUACCAAAAAGAAUCUUAAAUUAAGAUAAUAUACCUGAAGAUAAGUAAGAAUUAUAUGAUUAUAUAUAGAUGUUCAGUAUGUUUAUUCGAAUUUAAAGAAGAAGAGAAGGUUAGAGAGUUGCCUUGUAAACACAUUUAUCAUUCUAAUUGUAUAAAAAACUGGCUGUAGAAUAAUAAGCAAUGUCCUUUAUGUAAAACAGAAAUCGAAAUCUAAAUAAAUGAAAGUGAUGACUAAGAUAAUUAAUAUAAUUAAUAAGAUGAAUAAGGUGAUUAAGAUGAAAAUUAGGAGGGGCAAGAUCAAUAAUAGUCAGAAAUAGAAUGA
Molecule: messenger RNA, 1257 nt
Organism: Paramecium sonneborni
Lineage: Eukaryota; Ciliophora; Oligohymenophorea; Peniculida; Parameciidae
Source: the annotation of a GenBank genome assembly